Messenger RNA from Aspergillus tanneri, 1305 nucleotides. RefSeq names its product acyl-CoA dehydrogenase family protein. The coding region runs from base 1 to 1305 and encodes 434 amino acids. The transcript has 4 exons. The record is from RefSeq and is a predicted model, not a curated record. Lineage: Eukaryota; Fungi; Ascomycota; Eurotiomycetes; Eurotiales; Aspergillaceae. Gene Ontology annotation, molecular function: acyl-CoA dehydrogenase activity; flavin adenine dinucleotide binding.
AUGGCCACCGUAUCUCCAAACCCGAUUCCAUUCUCGGAGCCUCCCUAUCUGCGCGGACUCCCAUCCCCCUACUACACCGAAAGCCAUCGAGAGUUUCAAAAACGAUGCCGUAAGUUCAUGUGGGACAAUCUCCUCUCACGGGCGUUGGAAUGGGAACGGGAGGGAACAGUACCGGAAUAUGUGUUCCAGACCUUCUGCCAGCAUAAUAUGCUUCUGCCGAAUCUCCCGUCUCCCUUGCCUGUGGACUGGCUGAAACGGCUGGGCGUUAAAGUAGAAGACUGGGAUUACCUAUAUACGGGCAUCUACGCAGACGAGCUGGGGAGGUCGGGUCUCGCCGGUCCGGGUGCCUCACUCAACGCCGGGUUUGCCUUUGGAAUCCCUCCCGUCAUUAAAUUCGGCAGUCGCGAUCUGCAGGAGCGAUUCCUACCGGAUCUAUUGACGGGUCGAAAGAGAUCCUGCAUCGCCAUCACCGAGCCUGAAGCAGGUAGUGAUGUCGCGGGAAUCACGACCACCGCGAUGAAAACUCCAGAUGGGAAACAUUAUAUUAUUAAUGGUGCAAAAAAAUGGAUCACCAACGGCAUCUGGUCUGACUAUACUACUAUGGCUGUACGCACCGGCGGCCCUGGAGCGGCCGGCCUCUCCGUGAUAAUUGUCCCACUAAAGGGCUAUCCAGGCGUCACCAUGCGCCGACUGAAAGUCGCCGGCCAAUAUACCGGCGGAACCACAUAUAUAGAGCUAGACGAAGUGAAGGUCCCUGUAGAGAAUCUCAUCGGCCGGGAAGGUGAUGGCAUGCGGAUUAUCAUGACGAAUUUCAACCACGAACGUCUAACCAUUGCAGUGGGUGUGACGCGACAGGCACGCGUUGCUCUGUCCAGUGCGUUCCAAUACUGCAUGAAGCGAGAGGCAUUUGGGAAGACGCUAAUGGAUCAGCCCGUGGUGCGCCACCGACUGGCCAAGGCGGGCGCCGAGCUGGAGACCAUGUGGGCAUUCUUAGAGCAACUUCUAUAUCAGCUCUGUCACCUCAGUAAGGAUGAAGCGGACCGUCAGCUCGGUGGGAUUACCGCCCUUGCCAAAGCGAAAGCGGCUAUGGUGUUGAACGAGACGGCUCAAUGUGCUGUGCUCCUGUUCGGCGGCGCAGGAUUCACAGCCACUGGACAGGGAGAAUUAGUAGAAGCUAUCCUUCGUGAUGUUCCGGGUGCAAGAAUCCCGGGUGGUUCGGAGGAUGUGUUGCUGGAUUUGUGUGUGCGGCAGCUCGUGAAGAUCUAUCAAACUCAGGAGAAGCUGUUGAAACAGUCGAAGAUAUAA